AUGGACAGAUGGAGUUGCCGGACGCCGGUGAUGGUGUUCUUCAUGAUUCUAUUGAAGGUAAGUUCAGAGACAAUUGAAGUGAGGCAAGCAUUGGUUCAGUUCAUGGGAAACAUGAAUCCCGGAAAUGCUCCCGGGAGAGAUGCUAAUUGGGGAUGGAAUUCCAGUUCAGACCCCUGCAUUGCACAAUGGAAAGGAGUUCGUUGUCUCAAUUCAUCAUCCGUCAAGAAAAUUGUUCUUGAUAACUUCAAUCUUAGUGGGAUCCUUGAUGCUAAAUCGUUGUGCGCGACAAAGUCUCUGGCGGUUUUCAGCCUGAAUAACAACAAUGUGGGAGGAAAUUUAGCAGAGGAGAUAUCAAAUUGCAGCCAUUUGACACAUUUGUAUCUUUCCAGGAAUAAUUUCACAGGCAGCCUUCCUAGUACUCUUGCAAGGUUGAAUAACUUGAAGAGACUCAACAUUUCAAACAACGGGUUUUCAGGUGUAUUGCCAGAUUUGCAAAGAAUUUCAGGAUUAGUAACUUUCAGGGCUGAAUACAAUCAUCUUAGUGGGCAAAUUCCAGAUUUUGACUUCUCCAACCUCAAUGAUUUUAAUGUUUCAUACAACAACUUCAGUGGUCCUAUUCCUGAUGUAAAUGGCCAUUUAAACUCAAGCAGUUUCUUAGGAAAUCCUGAAUUAUGUGGACUUCCAUUAACAAAUGCCUGUCCAACUCCUCCAUCUCCGACACCUUCAACCCCGAAGCACAAGCAUUCAUCAAUCAAACAGUAUCUCAUCUAUUCUGGCUAUGGGAUUCUUGCGCUCGUUUUCAUUCUCCUACUUCUGUAUAAAGCUAUUAAGGUAAAGAAGAAUAAAGAUGGUGGUAAAAGAUCAUCAGGACUUGAAAUUGUAAGUAGCAAGCCUACUAGCACAUCUAGUGAAUUCAAGCCUGAGGAAAGCAGGUCAGAAUUUUCCUUAACGUCGCCUGAAAACAAUGGAAAGGCUUCAUCACUAGUUGUUCUUUCUAGUCCAGUUGUCAAUGGACUGAAAUUCGAGGAUCUGCUUCGGGCACCUGCAGAAUUGGUUGGAAGAGGAAAACAUGGAACCCUUUACAAGGUCACACUUAAUCCUCUAGUGAAUGUUGCAGUGAAAAGAAUCAAGGAUUGGGAGAUUUCGGGCGAUGAUUUUAAGAGUAGGAUGCAGAGGAUAAACGAAGUGAAGCAUCCAAAUGUUUUGCCAGUUGUUGCCUAUUAUUGCUCGCAGCAGGAGAAGCUCCUGGUUUAUGAAUUUCAGCACAAUGGAAGUCUCAGCAAAUACCUUAAUGGGUCCAGAAAUGGUGAAACUUUUGACUGGGGAAGCAGAUUGAAUGUUGCAGUUAGAACGGCGAAUGCAUUAGCUCACAUGCAUGAGGAGCUUCAAAAUGAUGGAAUUUCUCACGGCAACCUUAAAUCCUCCAAUAUAUUACUGAACAAGGACAUGGAACCCUGCAUCAGUGAAUAUGGCCUAAUGGUUGUUGAAAAUGAAGAUGAAGAGUUCAUCACAGAUACCACAAGCAUAGACAUCGACAACAACGCAACGCGAAAUCUCUUCAAAUCGGACAUAUAUGCCUUUGGUCUGAUUCUCCUUGAGCUUCUGACCGGCAAACUUGUCCAAAAUCGGGCAUCUGACUUGGCGAAGUGGGUGCACGCCGUUGUAAGAGAAGAAUGGACAGCUGAAGUUUUCGACAAAGUACUGAUUUCUGAAGGUGCAAGUGAGGAGAGGAUGGUGAAUUUAUUGCAGGUUGCUUUGAAAUGCAUCAAUCCUUCUGUGGAUGCAAGGCCAAAUAGUAGCCAAGUUGCUGCUGUGAUAAAUGCAAUCAAAGAAGAUGAGGAGAAAUCCACUUUUAGUAGUGCUGAGCUCUGA
This is a messenger RNA of Oldenlandia corymbosa var. corymbosa, 1872 nucleotides long. Lineage: Eukaryota; Viridiplantae; Streptophyta; Magnoliopsida; Gentianales; Rubiaceae. The record is from the annotation of a GenBank genome assembly.